Molecule: messenger RNA, 8220 nt
Organism: Camellia sinensis
Lineage: Eukaryota; Viridiplantae; Streptophyta; Magnoliopsida; Ericales; Theaceae
Source: RefSeq, a predicted model, not a curated record
AAUGGGAAGGACAGAAAUAAGUAAUAUCGUUCGGCGCAAAGUUUGCAGACCACACUUUAUACUUUACGAAAAUUGCAUUCUGAGUUCACAUUCCGAAAAUUUCACCAUGAUUCACCCUAAAUUCUCGACAUCAAUUUUGAUCCCAGAUCUUAUUAAUCCACCACUCACAAAACAUAGUUACGCAAUAAUUCUAUGAAUUUAGAACCCCCCUGCAUUUUGCUUAGUUUCGUACAACAUAAAUUAAUUGUGAAGAAAGAGCUGGGUUGGGUUUUUCUUUAUUUUGUAAAUCUUUUAUCACAUAGAUAAUUGUUGUAGACGAUUUUUAUUGGUUUCCGCCAUAUGGGUUUUCAAAUUUUAUUGGAAAAAUUGAAAACCCAUUAACGGAUUCGUAAAUGGAAUUGCAGUAAUCUUGUGACAAGAAAGAGCUGAUUAUGGGGAGUUUUCUUGGUGGGUUUGUGUUGCCUUUGCUGCUUUUGGCAGCUGCUUUGAUGAAUUGGAGUUUGAUCUCUCUUGUUGAUUUGUUAGCUUUUCUCCUCAUUCGAUUCACUGCUCCAAAAAGAGGAUUUCGUUUUCGAGGGAGACUUCUGUUAUUGUGGUCUGUUUUCUUAUUUUCACUACUUAUUAUUCUUGUGCAAGUAAUAUUUAUUAUUUUAUGGGCUAUGGUGAAUGUUAAGUGGAGUAUAGCCGAUGCUUGGUGGGCAAAGCUCAUUGGGUUGAUGAACAGGCUUGACUCCUGGAGUUCUCCGUUAGUGAUCUAUUUCUUGGUUGUACAACUCUUAGUGGCUUUUGUUGCUUCUGUUGAAAUCCGGGGGCACAAUUUUGGUUUGGUUCCAUGUCAAGAUUCAUGUUGGGGACAUCUCUCAUCAGUUAUUGGACAUCUAGGUUCUCAUCUUAGGGUGGCUUCCUGCUUGCUGUUGCCUGCCAUUCAACUUCUUGUGGGAAUUAGCAAGCCCACGUGGGUUUCCCUACCAUUUUUUAUCGGUAGCUGUGUUGGUCUUGUGGAUUGGUCUUUGACAAGCAAUUUUCUUGGCCUUUUCAGGUGGUGGAGGCCUCUUUGGCUGUAUGGGGGCUUCAACAUUUCCCUGCUUUAUGUGUAUCAGCUCCCUAUGAGUCUCCCAGAGAUAUUACAAAGAAUUGCUCAAUUUACUGGUCUGUACAAAAUAUCUGCUAAAUCUGAGUGGCCGGAAAUUUGUUCGGGUCUUUCUCUUACUGUGUUCUACUUCAUGCUAUCUUGCAUUAAACAUGAUUUGGAGGAAAUGAGUUUUAUUAUGUCUACGACAGAAGGCAGCUUGACUGAGCAACUUCUUCCAUCAAUGCAUUCUUUUUUUAUUCGAGAAUCAAGGUCUGGUGUAAGGCAUACCAACGUUUUACUAAGGGGAUCAGUGUUUCGAACCUUUAGCAUCAAUUUUUUCACGUACGGUUUCCCGGUUUCCUUAUUUGCUCUUUCCUUUUGGAGUUUCCAUUUUGCAAGUAUCUGUGCAUUUGGAUUACUUGCAUAUGUUGGGUAUGUCAUAUAUGCCUUCCCAUCCUUGUUUUGGUUGCACCGGUUGAAUGGGCUGCUUCUUGGCUUCAUCCUAUUGUGGGCUGUUAGCACAUACAUCUUUAAUGUGGCGUUUGCAUUCCUGAAUUGGAAACUUGGGAAGGACAUGGAGAUCUGGGAGAUGGUUGGGCUGUGGCAUUAUCCCGUUCCUGGAUUUUUCCUGCUUGCACAAUUUUGUCUAGGAAUUCUGGUGGCUCUGGGAAAUCUUGUGAGCAAUUCUGUUUUUCUGUACCUAUCUGAUGAGGAUGGACGAUCUUCAAAUGACAACUGUACUGUUGAAGUGAAGGAAGAGACCGAGGUAUUGAUUGUGGCUACAAUUGCUUGGGGACUGCGCAAAUGCUCUCGAGCUGUUGAGUUGGUGUUGAUAUUCCUCAUUGCCAUGAAACCUGGUUUUGUCCAUGCCAUAUACAUUAUAUUCUUUUUUAUAUAUCUUUUGAGCCACAACAUCAGCAAGAGGAUACGGCAGUCACUGAUUCUUCUUUGCGAGGCUCAUUUUGCAAUAUUGUACAUUCUUCAGCUUAGUAUUAUCUCCAAAUCUUUGGAGCAAAAAGGAUCUUUGAGCUUGGAAAUUCUAUCUCAGUUAGGUCUCCUUGAAAGUGAGAGUUCCUGGGAUUUCUUGGAAAUAGCUUUGCUUGCAUGCUUAUGUGCGGUUCAUAACCAUGGUUUUGAAUUGCUAUUUUCAUUCUCUGCAAUUGUGCAGCACGCCCCUUGCCUUCCAGUUGGAUUUAGCAUCUUGAAAGCUGGUUUGAACAAAUCAGUUCUGUUGUCAGUUUAUGCCUCAUCAACUGUCAGAGACAGUCCUAAUGAUAGUUCUUAUGAGAGAAAGAUAGCUCUGUACCUCAGUGCUAUAGGGCAGAAAUUUUUAUCCAUGUAUCGGUCAUUUGGGACCUACAUUGCUUUUUUGACUAUUCUUAUCAUGGUAUAUCAAGUGAGACCAAAUUAUGUGUCAUUUGGGUACAUUUUCCUUCUCCUAUUCUGGAUCACUGGUAGACAACUUGUUGAGAAGACAAAACAACGCCUAUGGUUUCCACUGAAAGCUUAUGCAGUUGUGGUUUUUAUCUUCAUCUAUAGCUUGAGUAUUUUUCCUAGCUUUGAGAUGUGGCUGUCUGGCAAGAUAGAUCUUUCUAACUUGGGGUAUGAUACUGAAGCUUCACUGUUGGAUAAUGUUUUGGAAUCUUUAGCAAUCAUGAUAGUGAUGCAACUUUAUAGCUAUGAGCGGAGGAAAAACAGGUAUAUUAGAUCAGAUCAUCCUGAUCCAUUGCAAUGUGGAGUACUUGGGUUUAUCAAGCGGCUUCUGAUUUGGCACAGUCAAAAGAUUUUGUUUCUCACAUUAUUCUAUGCAUCUUUAUCUCCAAUAAGUGCAUUUGGGUUCUUGUAUCUUCUUGGUCUUGUUAUCUGUUCUAAUUUACCUAAAGUUUCCCGAAUCCCAUCCAAAUCAUUCUUGGUUUACACAGGAUUUUUAGUUUUGGCUGAAUAUCUAUUUCAGAUGUGGGGUAAACAGGCUAAGAUGUUUCCUGGACAGAAACACUAUGAUUGGUCCUGUUUUUUGGGUUUCUGGGUAUUUAAGCCUGGCUUUUGGGGCCUAGAAGCAGGCUUGAGGGGAAAAGUUCUGGUGAUUGCUGCAUGUACCCUUCAGUACAAUGUCUUCUAUUGGUUGGAAAAGGUGCCAAGUACCCUUCAAAAUGCAGGAAGAUGGGAAGAACCUUGCCCAUUGUUUGUCUCAGAAGAAGAUAACUUCAUUUCCAUUUCCAAUGGGGAAAUUAAGCCAUCAACAGAUUCUAGUGCACUAUCUGCAAAAAGAAUGGGGGUGGCAAGCAAUUCAUGGCCGUCUUUGAAUUGUGAUUCAUCUCAAUCACCUCACAAUGUGUCAUCUAAUACCAGAGUCUCCCGGGGUAGUAGCAGUAAAAAGUAUUCAUUUGAGUAUAUCUGGGGAAGCUCUAAGGAGAGCAAUAAGUGGAACAAGAAGCGGAUUCAUGCCUUGAAAAAUGAGAGAUUUGAAACACAGAUGACUACCUUAAAAAUAUAUUUGAAGUUUUGGAUGGAGAAUAUGUUUAACCUCUUUGGCCUUGAGAUAAACAUGAUUGCAUUGCUUCUUGCCAGUUUUGUGUUGUUGAAUGCUGUUUCCAUGGUAUUUAUUGCAUUACUUAUUGCUUGCAUUCUUUUGGAUCGGCAUAUUAUACGUAAACUCUGGCCGAUAUUUGUCUUUUUGUUUGCCUCUGUUCUCAUCCUUGAGUACUUCGCUCUCUGGAAGAAUGUUGUGUCAUUGAAUCGAAAUGGUCUGAGCGAGACUAAUGUGCACUGCCAUGACUGCUGGAGAAGUUCAAACUUGUUUUUCAAUUACUGCAUAAAGUGUUGGCUGGGACUUAUUGUUGAUGAUCCUCGAAUGCUUAUUAGCUAUUUUGUGGUCUUCUUGUUUGCAUGUUUCAAACUUCGUGCCGAUCACAUUUCUGGAUUCUCAUUGUCACUUACCUAUCGCCAAGUGAUGUCUCAACGUAAGAACACUUUUGUUUGGAGAGAUCUAUCUUUUGAGACAAAAAGCAUGUGGACUUUUCUUGACUAUCUCAGGCUUUACUGUUAUUGUCAUCUGUUGGAUCUUGUGCUUGCUCUGAUUUUGAUAACUGGUACCCUUGAGUAUGACAUUCUGCACCUUGGGUAUCUUGGUUUUGCUCUAGUUUUCUUUCGAAUGAGACUCCAAAUACUAAAGAAGAAGAACAAAAUCUUCAAGUUCCUACGCAUGUACAACUUUGUUGUUAUUGUUCUUUCUCUUGCCUUUCAAUCUCCCUUUGUGGGGGAUUUCAAUGUUGGGAAGUGUGAUACGAUUGAUUACAUUUAUGAGGUGAUUGGAUUUUAUAAAUAUGACUAUGGAUUUCGGAUUACUUCGAGAUCGGCUUUUGUUGAGAUCAUUAUUUUUAUGCUCGUAUCACUGCAGUCAUAUAUGUUUUCUUCCCAUGAGUUUGAUUAUGUGUUCCGAUACCUAGAGGCAGAGCAAAUUGGUGCCAUUGUCCACGAACAAGAGAAGAAAGCUGCAUGGAAGAAGGCUCAAUUACAGCAUAUUCGUGAAUCUGAGGAAAAGAAACACCAGCGUAACUUGCAAGUGGAGAAGAUGAAAUCUGAGAUGCUCAACCUUCAAAUCCAGCUUCAUAGUAUGAACUCUACUGCUACUUUUGGGUGCAUUUCUCCCAGUAGUGAAGGCUUAAGAAGGAGGAGGAGUACUUCUCUUUAUUCAAAUAAAGAUGCUGGAAACUGUGAAAGAAAGGAAGAUUUUGUCAAGAAACAGGAGCUCAAUAUAGAUGCAGAUUUGGUAUUUCCAUUAGAAUUGCAUGAAUCUCCUACUAGUAUAAAGACAGAGAGUCCAUCAGCAGUGGAUUCUAGAAAUCAUUUAGUGCAAUCACCUCGUUGUGAGAUCAUUGAGAUUGAAGAGGAUGCUGCUGAUGGUGCGUUUAUUGAUUUAGGCAAAGAAAAUAAAGCUAAAGGCCAUUUGAAAGAAAAUCCAUUAAUUUCAGCGGUACAGCUCCUAGGUGAUGGUGUUUCCCAAGUACAGUCCUUGGGAAAUCAGGCAGUUUCAAAUCUUGUGAGCUUUUUGAGUAUUUCGCAUGAAGAUUCUGAUACAAUGGAGCACUCUUCUGAUGAAACAGGGACUCAGGAUAUGAGGCAUACACCGCCUUUGGAUCGUUCUUCUUCUCUGCAGUCAGAUAAAAGUAGAACCAUGUCUGAUGCUUCAAGUCUGCAGAUUGGAAUUAUCUUCCGUCACAUAUGGUCCCAGAUGCGCUCCAAUAAUGAUGUCGUGUGUUAUUGUUGCUUUGUUUUUGUCUUCCUAUGGAAUUUCAGUUUGCUGUCUAUGGUAUAUCUUGCAGCUCUGUUCUUGUAUGCUUUAUGUGUAAAUACUGGUCCAAGUUACAUCUUCUGGGUUACUAUGUUAAUCUAUACAGAAGUGUAUAUCUUGCUUCAGUAUCUGUAUCAAAUCAUCAUCCAACACUGUGGGUUGGAAAUCCAGUCAACCCUUCUUAAUGAGUUGGGCUUUCCUACCAAUAAAAUCUCAUCGUCAUUUGUUAUCAACACAUUGCCUCUAUUUCUAGUGUAUUUGUUUACACUCAUACAGAGCUCUAUAACAGCAAAAGAUGGUGAAUGGAUUUCCUGGGAUUAUGAUAUUUGUAAAACGAGAGUUAUCUUUCAGAAAAAGGUGCUUUCGAGUCCUAGCUGGAGUGAGAGGGCAAGGAAGCUUCUGCAACCAAUAACAAACGUGGUGAAAAUGAUAGUUAGGAGCUUCUCUACCUACUGGAAAUCACUAACACAAGGAGCAGAAUCUCCUCCUUACUUUGUUCAAUUGUCUUUGGAUGUUCAUGUGUGGCCAGAGGAUGGGAUUCAACCACAGAGGAUUGAGUCUGGAAUAAAUCAGGUGCUUAGAAUUGUGCAUGAUGAGAGGUGUAAGGAAGAAAACCCAAAUAUUUGCCUUUCUGCUAGUAAGGUUCACGUUCAAAGCAUUGAAAGGACAGAAAAUUCAAAUGUGGCCUUGGCUAUUUUUGAGGUUGCAGAUUGGUAUGAGUCAUUAACUCCAGCAGCUGAUGUAGCAAAGGAGAUUCUUCAUGCACAACGUGUGGGUAUUAUUGAAGAAGUUGGAUUUCCAUAUCCUAUACUCUCUGUAAUUGGAGGAGGUAAAAGAGAACUCGAUCUGUAUGCCUACAUAUUUUGUGCAGAUCUGGCUGUUUUCUUUCUGGUUGCCAUUUUCUACCAGUCUCUCAUAGAAAACAAAAGUGAAAUUUUUGAGGUAUAUCAGCUUGAAGAUCAAUUUCCGAAGGAGUUUGUAUUUGUUUUAAUGGUCAUCUUCUUCUUGAUUGUGCUUGAUCGCAUUAUCUACUUCUGCUCAUUUGCCACAGGAAAAGUGAUCUUCUAUCUUUUCAACCUCAUCCUCUUUACAUAUUCCAUUACAGAAUAUGCUUGGAAUAUGGAACCUUCACACCAAGAAGCUGGAGGAUUAGCACUUCGUGCUAUAUAUCUAACAAAAUCGGUUUCUCUGGCCCUGCAAGCCAUACAGAUCAGAUAUGGUGUUCCGCAUAAAAGCACUUUGUAUCGGCAGUUUCUGACCAGCAAAGUUUCAAGGGUUAAUUAUAUAGGCUACCGACUCUAUCGUGCUCUGCCAUUCCUUUAUGAACUGCGAUGUGUGCUUGAUUGGUCUUGCACAACAACAUCUUUGACAAUGUAUGACUGGCUGAAGUUGGAAGACAUAAAUGCAAGCUUGUACCUUGUGAAAUGCGACACCAUCUUGAAUAGAGCCAGCCAUAAACAAGGAGAGAAGCAGACAAAAAUGACUAAAUUCUGCAAUGGAAUAUGUUUGUUCUUCAUAUUAAUCUGUAUCAUUUGGGCUCCUAUGCUGAUGUAUAGCAGUGGCAACCCUACAAACAUUGCAAAUCCCAUCAAGGAUGCCAGCUUUCAGCUUGAUAUUAAGACAUCAGGUGGAAGGCUGACUUUGUUCCGGACAACUUUGUGUGAAAGAAUCUCAUGGGACAAGCUCAAAACAGUUGCUAAUCUUGAUCCUCAUGGUUAUCUGGAUAUAUAUGACAAGAGUGAUAUCCAAGUAAUAUGCUGCCAACCCAAUGCUAGUAUUUUGUGGCUUGUCCCCGAUGUGGUUAUUAACAGAUUUAUCCAGUCCAUUAACGGGAGCAUGGAUAUCAUAUUUACUUGGGUACUUUCGAGGGACAGACCAAAAGGCAAGGAACUUGUGAAAUAUGAAAAUUCUGUUGAUCCUUCGAAUAUUUCAAAUCAGUCAGAAGUUGAGGAAGUUCUCAGAGGUUCUACCAACAACUUUAGUAUAGCUAACAUUUACCCAAGAUACUUCCGGGUUACAGGUUCUGGUGACGUCAGACUUUUUGAACCAGAGGAAAAUUUGGUUAGUGCAGAUCUUGUUAUACACCGUGGAAGUCCUGAGUGGUGGGCCUUCCAUGAUAUCAACCCACUGAAUGUAAGUGAAUGUGAAGGUUUGGAAGGACCAACGGCCAUUAUUGUGUCCGAGGAAACGCCACAGGGUAUUAUUGGGGAGACUCUUAGCCAAUUCAGCAUUUGGGGUCUCUACAUUACCUUUGUGCUUGCGGUUGGUCGGUUCAUCAGACUUCAGUGCUCCGAUCUACGAAUGAGAAUCCCUUAUGAGAACCUUCCUUCGUGUGACAGGUUGAUUGCUAUCUGUGAGGACAUAUAUGCUGCAAGAGCAGAGGGUGAGCUUGGAGUUGAGGAGGUCCUCUACUGGACACUAAUAAAAAUUUACCGGUCGCCACAUAUGUUGCUUGAGUAUACCAAACCUGACUAGAUUCGGCAAUUCAGGCACUACCACGGGCUAUAACAUCAGAGUUAAUAACUGACAAUGAUAGGAUGAUUAACAUCCAGUUACUGUGAAUAUAAUACUAGCAGAUACUGAUUCUUUCGUCUUCUUGGCUUCAAAAAGUGCUCAGACGUGUACCAAGUUUUCAGGCACGGGAUGUUUUGGACAUUUUGGUUGGUUUGUUGGGAAAGUGUUCAAGAUAAAGGUAUAUGCAGCAUCCUGUUUGUUGUGGGUUGCAUUGUCCUGUAAUUUUUUUCAAUGUAUGUAUGAAAAUAGCUGACAAGUCAGCCAAGUUGAGCCACCGGCUUCAUGUAACGAUGAUGUUAAUCCAAUAUUUUAUUAUUCAAGAUCAGAGUGUUCGUGUUUCUUU